AUGGUGCAAUGUUUGGGUUCUUACAUGGAAAUUAAAAAAAAAUCGCGUUUGAUAUGCGCCGUCCUCCACAACCAAGCGGAAAUCCUCGACUCCCCGAAAUGGUAUAACGUCCACGAAUCUUGGGGUUACAGUUUACUGCAAAUAGCAGCUCUCCAAGAGAGGUACAAAUCCUUCAAAUAUUUGUUACCCAUACCGGAUUUUCCUUUUGAUAUUGUGACCAAACGGGGCACAACAGCAUUGGGGGUUGCACUUGAUUCUUAUAUGGAUAAUGAUAUAUGGAGGGAGGAAUACUUUACAUAUGAAUUGAUAAAAAAAGGUGCCUGCAUUGAUGAGGUUUAUUUUCAAGGAGAAUCACCACUACCCCGUGCCUUAGAACGUCAUUACUAUAAGUCAGCCAGACUUCUCAUACGACGUGGGGCUAAUGUUAAUGCUGUUAAUUCUAAUAAUGAGAGACCUCUUGACAUGACCGUGAACAGAAAUCAAAUUGAACUAGUAGGUAAUGACUUUGUUAGCAUACGGAGCACAACCUGCAGUCUACCACUUUGAACGGUCCGUG
Molecule: messenger RNA, 556 nt
Organism: Zophobas morio
Lineage: Eukaryota; Metazoa; Arthropoda; Insecta; Coleoptera; Tenebrionidae
Product: ankyrin repeat domain-containing protein 53-like
Exons: 3
Coding region: 1-546 (181 amino acids)
Molecular function (GO): protein binding
Source: RefSeq, a predicted model, not a curated record